AUGCGAGCAGCCUUACAUUCCCCUAUAAACGACUUUCUGGCAUAUGCUAUGUUGUCCGGUUGGAGUAAAAGAGGUUACAAAGCUUGCCCUACAUGUGCCCAUAAUACUAAUUCAUAUUGGUUUGGCGGCAGAAUGUGCUACCCAGGGCAUCGAAAAUGGUUGCCAAUUGAUCAUCCUUAUCGUUCUCAAGGUAAUUUAUUUGAUGGGGAAAAUGAAUACGGGGUUGCUCCGGUCCCUGCAAGUGGGAUAGACAUUUUGAAGGAACUAGAAAAGGUUAAGUAUAUUUAUGGACAAUCAAAGAAAGCACAACCAAAGAAAAUAUCUAAGAAAAGAAAGAGACUUCAAGGUGGAACUUCUCAUGAUGAGCCGGAUGAUGAUGAUGGCGGUGAAGAGGAAGCCAAUGUUAAUUGGAAAAAGAAAAGUCUACUCUUUGAGUUGGAGUAUUGGGAACAUAAUCCUCUAAGACAUAAUUUAGAUGUUAUGCACAUUGAAAAGAAUGUGUGUGACAAUGUGAUAGGAACUCUUUUAGGUAGGGAUAAAAGUAGAGAUGAUAAGCAAGCAAGACAGGCUCUCAAAGACCAAAAUAUAAAAUCUCAUCUUUGGCCUCAAUCUGAUCCAAAUCGUGUUAAUGACCAUUUGCCUCCCGCUGAAUACACCAUGUCUACAGAAGAUAAAGAACGUUUUUUAAGGGUCAUAGAAAAGCUUAAAGUUCCCUAUGGAUACGGGUCUAAUUUGCAAAGAUGCGUAAAUAUUAAGCAGCGUAAACUUAUUAAUUUGAAAAGCCAUGACAAUCAUGUCCUCAUGCAAGAUAUUGUUCAUGUUGCUUUAAGAGCAUCGGAUGCCACUAAAGUUAUUGACUUGCUUGAGGAGUUGUCUGACUUUUUCAAGAAUAUUUGUUCGACCACUAUUCAUUCUGAUGACUUGGAUACCAUUCAGUCAAAGCUUGUUUUGACUCUUUGUAAGUUGGAGAAAGCUUUUUUACCAAUAUUCUUCACAAUCAUGGUUCAUCUACUAAUCCAUCUAGUGGAUGAGGUCAAACUUGGUGGACCUGUUGCCGAUGGAUGUGUCCCAUUGAAAGGGUCAAUUGCGGAAGGGUACCUCUUAUGGGAGACAAUUACAUUCUGCUCUAGUUUAGAAAGUGUCGAGACCAUAUUCACCCGACCAAAAAGAAAUGAAGAUGGUGUUCUAGACAAUGACACCUAUUUAUAUCAUUCGGGUUGUCGUGUGGUUGGAAAGCACGAAAACGUUCGUCUCGAUGACAAAAGUUUAAGACAAAUCCAUCGCUAUGUUUUGCUUCAUUCAGAUGAGAUGAAACCGAUUAUUGAUGCUUUCAUAUGCCAAAAACGGCAAGAGGAUGAAUGUGGAGGAAGUCAAUCCAACGAAAUUGUUGAAAAUGGGUGGAUAAUCAAUGAGUUCCCUGAGUGGUUGCGUAAUCAGGCCUAUAACAUAGAUGAUAGUACAACAGAAGGAAAGUUGAGAAAAGCCUUGGCCGGUGGUUUAAGUAAUUACAGUAAAAAACUUAAAAGCGUCAUUGUCAAUGGCUACAAAUUUGAUACUAUGGAACGCGGGCGAUUUCGCAAAACACAAAAUUCUGGAGUUUUUGUGGAAGCAGAUGGCCAAGAGUAUCAUGGAAGACUCCAAGACAUAUUCGAAUUAAAUUACUAUGCUUCUUUCAAGGUUAUAAUGUUUCGUUGUGAAUGGGUUGAUAUACAUGGGGGUUUGAAAACAUACCCAAAUGGUAGUGUUCGUGUCUCGGAGUUGAUGCAUACUGGCCAAAAUUUGCAUGAUGAUCCAUUUGUUUUCUCAUCUCAAGCAAAACAAUGUUUUUACAUUGAGGAUGAGAUACAACAAGGAUGGUCGCAUGUUGUUAAGACUAAGCCUCGGGACUUCUUUGAUAUAGGCGAUGAUGAGCCUUAA
Spinacia oleracea (spinach) is the source of this 1917-nucleotide messenger RNA. RefSeq lists its product as uncharacterized. The transcript has 4 exons. The coding region runs from base 1 to 1917 and encodes 638 amino acids. NCBI's taxonomy places the organism in Eukaryota, Viridiplantae, Streptophyta, Magnoliopsida, Caryophyllales, Amaranthaceae. The record is from RefSeq and is a predicted model, not a curated record.